Molecule: messenger RNA, 4206 nt
Organism: Ceutorhynchus assimilis (cabbage seed weevil)
Lineage: Eukaryota; Metazoa; Arthropoda; Insecta; Coleoptera; Curculionidae
Source: the annotation of a GenBank genome assembly
AUGAAUAUUAUUGUGAUAACAAUAUCAAUCCUUAUAUCUGUGAUAUGUGUGUUGCUAGUUUUACUUCAACAAUACUACUUUAUUGUCAAUGUCCAUGAAACAUUUACAAUUCAUAAUUUUAAUCCUGAAUUUGAAGAUUUCAUUCCAAAAGAUGUAAGAUCUUCUGAAUUAGGCUACCCCAUUGAGAGUUACAAUAAAGAUUCUGUAGAAAAUUCUAUAUUAAAUGACCUAAGAUCUGCUUUAAAUUUGGAUUCAGAAGAAAGUGGUAGUAUGAACGUUUUAGAUGAUGAUAGAAGACAUACAGACUCUGAAGUUUAUUACACCAUUAGAGCGGCUCUUGCAUUUAAGUUGGCAGGUAAAAAUAAUAAAGCAAUGAAACUCUUUGAACAUGCUAGUGUCAUGGCGCUUGGCAAUGCAGAUAUACUCAAUUGGUAUGGAGAAUUUUUAGAACGACAUAAUGAUAUUGUCACUGCUGAUGAAUUAUAUUGUAAGGCCCUAUCAUAUUCUCCUGAGCAUCGAGCCGCCUUAUCAAAUAAAGAACGCACAACUCCAGUAGUGGACAUGUUGGAUUUAAAAUUAUUUCAUGAAAUAGAGAAAUUAAAAACUAGGUUGAAGGAACGCAUGAAGUUGGAUAACUUUGACAGUGUUAAAAAACAAGCCUAUUAUCUGCAUAUUCACCACACAGUUGGCAUUGAAGGGAAUACAAUGACAGUAGAACAGCUGCGAUAUGUCUUGGAAACAGGUCAUGUAAUAAGUGGAAAAACUCUAUUGGAACACAAUGAGAUACUGGGCCUUGAGAAAGCUAUACAGUAUGUAAAAUUAUUGACUAGAACAAAUUAUAUUAGUAUCAAAAAAAUUUUGGGCAUUCAUAGAAGAGUCAUGGGAUAUGUGGAUCCUAUGAAAUCGGGAGUAUUAAGAGAUACAACGGUAUUUAUUGGUAGCCACGUUUCUUCUCCACCUGACCAAAUUGCAACACUGAUGAAAAGUUACGUGAAAUGGUUGAACUCUGAAGAAGCUCGUAGGAUGCACCCUGGUAUCAGAAAACGCAACACUAACAAAUCUAACAAGGAUAAGCAAGCAAAGCCUUCUGUUAAAAGCGUUAAAACUGAAAAUGGAGACGCUCCAGUCAAUAAUCUAGAGGCCAUCAUCAAAUCCUCUAGCCCAGCAGACGAGAAAUUAGAAGACUGUAAGAAAAAGACGGACCAUGAUGGAUCAGGAGAUGCUCGUGUUUCAGUUGAAGUUUAAAAUAAUUUGUUAGUGCGCGUGUACAGAUAACAACUACACACUUUUCGAUAAAUUAUUGUAUGCUAGGGGUUACACGCGCUUCUAAUUAUUUAUUUUUUUUUAUUUUAUUUUUUUGGUUUGGACUUUUUGUGAAAAGCCAUAUUUCCAUUAUUCUUUUUUUAAAGUUUUAAUAGGAUUUUGCUAAACCAGUGUUUUUAGAUUCAUGGUUAUAGUGAGAUAAUUGUUGAGAAGUGUUUUUUGUUGUUGGUUAAAGUAAGUAUUUUGAAAGGAAUUUUUUAGGAGGAAAUUAGCUCUAGAGUUUUAUCAGAUUUUGUCAUAAGUGACAAGUUUUGAUAAUUGGCUCUAAAUCUAAUUUUUAACUUACUGUAAUCAUAUUUGAAAUUCCCAAUACUUAAACAUUGGUGAUUAUAUUUAAGAUAAAACAAGCCACAGAGACGUUUACCUAUUAUAGAUUAUUACAGGGUCGGAUUUUUUAUUAAGUGACGACACUGGUAUAAAAAAAUCGCGCUGUGUUCAGAUUAGUCGAAUGCGACUGAUUGUUUUUUGAAAAGAGCAUAUUGUAUAUUUUUCUAUGUUUGUUACGCAACUGUUAAUAAUUAUAUUGACUGAGACGGCAUGCGCGCGUAUAUUUUUAUUAAAUACGCCGCACGCAAAACUGUGAUCAUAUUUAUGAGUAUUUAUAUAUUAGAUCUGUUGAUUUGGCAACUCCGGGACCGGGUCCUGGGGUUUGGUUUGAAAGGUUAAAAUAAGGAUGGUUCACCAACGUUAAUAAUAUUUAAAAGAAAUAUUUCGUCAUAAAAUUGAUCCCACUCCCCUAAAAAAAAAAACUGAUUUCUGCGUUAAUUCUGAAGGAAAGAAUUUUUUGGUGCAAAAUUCUCUGAAAUUGCUCGUUUGUACGAAAAUCUGUAUAAAAAAUAGAGUGCUCUGGAUGAAGGAUGCAUAAAAAUAUUAUUAUUACUAUUUCAUCAACAGCAAACGAAAAAAUCCUAUGAGGCUGUUGCAUCAUUGGGAUUUUUUGUUUUUUAAAUUACUAAUUUUAUUCAGAAUUAUGUUACGUAAUUACCUCAGUUUUUUCCCUUUAACUAGAAUAAUGCACUCGAAUAUUAAAUCGUUCAGAUACAUCUUUUCUCAUUCAAAUAACCUUUUGAUUUUGAGUCACACUUACAUAUUUGAUCUAUUAUUUUUUAACAUAAAAAUGUGUAGCUUUGCUCAGUGGCAUUAUCGUAACCAAUGAGGCUUAUCCGAGGUGCGAUUAUUGCUAGUUGGAAACUUUAUUGCUAGUGUAACAAAAUAGCCAUUAUUCAGAAUAACGUGUGUACAGACUUAAGGGUUGAACAAUAUAACAAUAAUAAUUAUCAACCGGAAAAUGCUGUUCCAAAAAAAAAAAAAUCCAAUUUGGUCUUAGUUUGGGUAUAAAGAGUGAAUACACGUAAAGAGCAAAAUCACUGAAUUUUGCACCCAACGUGAUUACUAUUUACGUUGCUUCUAAAUAUAAACAUUACAUUUGACAUAAAUAUACUUUAAUAUUAAAUAAGUAUUGCCCGAAAACAAAACCAAAAAAGAUUUAAGUCACAUUAGUGCAAAUUUCGCCUUAUAGUGACAAAUUUUAUUAAUUGAAACUGGAAUACACCCACUAAGAAUUGAAAAAAAAAAAAUUGCGCUGUUGCUCAUAGGAGACAAUAUGGCCGAAAACUUUGCUAAAAUAUAGUAAACAUUACUGUAAAAUGAAUCAAUCGAUUCCUUAUCCAAACAAUAUAACUUAUGAAAAAAUAAAUAAAAUAUUUAAUCACUUUAUUAAAAAAAUAAUAUUUUAUGUAGCUGUUUUCUAACAGAUUAUAACACUUGGCUCCCCUAUUGAAGGAAAAUUUGGGGACGCUUUCAAAGUUAGCUCACAAUUUAUGUAGUCUUCUAGCUACAGUCUAAAACAGACCCAAGUCGUCUAUAGUAAUUGUUCGUAAAGCUUUUAAUGAAUAUUUAUAUAACCUUUUUGCUUAAUUAUUAUUAUUACACUUUGCUUUUUUUUAAAUUUUAUGAGCAAUGAGGGAGAUAGAAUCAAUCACAUUGUUUUUUUUUUUUUUUCUAUUUUAUUGAAGAAUAAUUGCAUGAGGUUCAAAUAUUUUAAUUGAUGAUUAAUCUCCCGUUGGUCACUUUUUGUAAUAUUUUUGUUAAAUGUUUAAAUAUUAUUCUUGCUUUAGUCACUUUUUUUUUGUAUUUUAAAAAUAGAUACUUUGUGUCAGUCAUUUUUUUUUUUAAAUGAAUUAUUGACUAAAGUCAAGUUAUUAUACACAAAAUACAUAAUGUACAUUUAUUAUAAGUGUUUGGUUUAUAGAUAUUUUUUUUAUGGAUGCUUUGUUAGUUUUUUGAGGGCAUUUAAACUUCUUACUGGAACGAUAUAAAAUAAAAAGUCCCUCUGCAUAACUAUUAUAUCAAUCUAAUGCUUAAGCAAAUAAUGAUUAGACUAAUACAAUUUUUGGAAACUUAUAAUAGUAGAAUAAAUUAUUUCAUUAAAAAAAAAAAUCAAUAUUAAAAAUGUAUUUCUGAAUAAUCUUUACAUAAUAUUGGCUCUAUGGGUGAAAGGGCAUCCAUUUAUAAUAAUUAUUAGAAAUAGUUGAGAAAAAAAAAAUGUGAUUUUAGAACGCAGGAGACAAUAAAGGACUCCGCAAAAAUUAAAUUUAAACAUAUUUAUGCUAUUAUUGUCUUUAUUAUUCUGAAAUAACUGUGUCAUUCACACAUUUUUUCUUGUAUUCCUAAACAUAACCAAUUCAACUGUUCAACAAUUUUUGAAAUAUGGGCAAUGUAUACCUAUUCAAUUUAUUUUGACUGGCUAUUGAACCAAUUUAGUAGUGCAGUUGAAGAAGUUUGUUUGGUAUGAUUAUAUUCAAUAUACUUUUGAACCAUUUAGUUUUUGUUUUUUUAUUUAUAUUCCCAGCAUUUUUUCAGGUAAUUUUAACUUGAUCAUUU